Oncorhynchus nerka (sockeye salmon) is the source of this 2074-nucleotide messenger RNA. RefSeq names its product glutaryl-CoA dehydrogenase a (gene gcdha). Gene Ontology annotation, biological process: fatty acid beta-oxidation using acyl-CoA dehydrogenase; fatty-acyl-CoA biosynthetic process. Bases 173 to 1507 code for a protein of 444 amino acids. Gene Ontology annotation, cellular component: mitochondrial inner membrane. The transcript is spliced from 13 exons. Gene Ontology annotation, molecular function: glutaryl-CoA dehydrogenase activity; fatty-acyl-CoA binding; flavin adenine dinucleotide binding. Lineage: Eukaryota; Metazoa; Chordata; Actinopteri; Salmoniformes; Salmonidae. The record is from RefSeq and is a predicted model, not a curated record.
UGUCGUGUCUAUUGGCUUGACUCGGUUAUGAUGAAAAGCUGUCCCCACGCAGCCAUUUGACGUCACUUUGCAGCGAUUACAAAACAACCAGCAUUGCAUGAGAUAAGGCCAUCACCAUUCGACGUUAUCAGAUCAUCGGAAAUAAUUAUCAGACAAGAACAGACUGGGUACCAUGGCUCUCAGAGGUGCUGUGACUCGUUUGCUCUCCAACGCUAGGAAACGUGCUGCAGUCUCAGCCUCCCGGGCACAGGGCACAGCAGCAGCUUCACCAGCCCAAAACGAAGCCGAAGUGGUCACCAAGAAGCCAGUAAAAGCACCCAAGGUGCAGUUUAACUGGCGUGACGCCCUGGAGCUGGACGGCCUGCUGACAGAGGAGGAGGUGAUGAUCAGAGACUCUUUCAGGACCUACUGCCAGGAGAAACUAAUGCCACGCAUCAUCAUGGCCAACAGACACGAACAUUUCCACCGUGAGAUUGUCUCAGAGAUGGGAGAGCUGGGUGUCUUGGGGCCAACCAUCCAAGGUUAUGGUUGUGCUGGAACCAGCUACGUGGCCUACGGGCUCAUUGCCAGGGAGGUGGAGAGGGUGGACAGUGGCUACCGCUCAGUCAUGAGUGUCCAGUCCUCACUGGUCAUGCACCCCAUCAACGCCUACGGCACAGAGGAACAGAAGGAGAAGUGGCUACCCAGGCUAGCUCGUGGGGAGAUCUUGGGCUGUUUCGGCCUGACUGAGCCCAACCACGGCAGUGACCCCGCGGGCAUGGAGACCAAGGCCAAAUACAACCCGUCCAGUAGCACCUUCACCAUCAGCGGAGCCAAGACAUGGAUCACCAACUCACCCGUGGCAGACAUCGCGGUGGUCUGGGCCAAGUGUGAGGAUGGCAGGAUCAGAGGCUUCAUCCUGGAGCGUGGCAUGAAGGGCCUGGCAACGCCUAAGAUCGAGGGCAAGUUCUCUCUGCGGGCGUCGGCCACAGGCAUGAUCCUGAUGGACGAGGUGGAGGUGCCCCAAGAGAAUAUGUUGCCCAACGUCUCUGGACUGGCUGGUCCCUUCGGCUGCCUGAAUAAUGCCCGCUACGGUAUCGCCUGGGGAGCUCUAGGUGCUGCCGAGUUCUGCUUCCACGCUGCCCGCCAGUACACACUGGACAGGAUCCAGUUUGGCGUGCCCCUGGCCAGGAACCAGCUGAUGCAGAAGAAGAUGGCUGACAUGCUGACAGAGAUCACCAUCGGCCUGCAGUCCUGUCUGGCCCUAGGCAGACUCAUCGAUGACAAGAAAGCGGCCCCUGAGAUGAUCUCCAUGCUGAAGAGGAACAGCUGUGGGAAGUCCCUGGACAUCGCCAGGCAGGCCCGAGACAUGUUGGGAGGCAACGGCAUCGCAGACGAGUACCACAUUAUCAGACACGUCAUGAACCUGGAGGCCGUCAACACAUACGAAGCUCCAGCCAUUACCACGAGCCUGUCCUCUUCAAUUAAGAUGUCACCAACCUCCUGUGCUCUCAGUAUGUACCCAUGACAUCCAUGCCUUGAUCCUGGGCCGAGCCAUCACUGGACUGCAGUCAUUCACUGUUGAGCAGUAAACUCUCCUCCUUGUCCUCCUAUUACAACGGACUUAAAGUAGACUGGGAAAGCCUUGAGCUGCCCAUCUAUCUGCCUUCUGAGAAGUAAUCACUGAGGGUGUGUGCCUGACUGCUGAUGGACUUCCAUCCCCAAGUGCCUCUGUUUGGUGAGAGAAUAUUAAAGUAAAAGUCAACCUGAAAGAAACACUGGGUCCAAAUAUGAGACGGUUUUUGUUUUGCUUAUGUACCUGUACUCAAUCAAUCAACGAUUGAAAUACAAUGUCAGCUUGAAUGUUGAUACAGUAGCUUCAGUCUCCUACUACGAAGGGAUGUCACAAUGGCAUGUAGCAUGUUGAUAAGGGAUCUGUAUCGAUUAGAAAGAUAUGUUAUGGAAUAAGUUCACUUAAUGGGUGAGAGGUUAUACAGUAUGUAUGUGUAUCUUUAGAGAUUUGUUCACAACUGGUCUAUUUGAUUUAUUUCUAGGUGAAAGAAAUGAACUGUACAUAAAGUAUAUUUUGAAAUUA